CAUGAUUGGGGGGUUUUAAGUUACAGGAAAACCUCCUUUAGUUUUCUUUCUUCAACUGUAUGAGAUUUGGACGUCGUGAAAAGACGUCGACUAUAGCUGGAGUUCAAGUACAGAUAUGUGUAGUCGCUAUUUUAGCCAUUUUAAUGAGAGUGCACAGGAAAUAAAAGAAGUGGCUUAAAUCGCAGCGUGACAGAUUCAUUCUCACUGUUGGAUACAUUGCAGAAGAAAAUUUCAUCUUUUUGAACAGUAUAAACAGUAGAAGACGGAGAAAAUACGAAGUAUCAAAAUGACAGUCUUGUUUCUGUGGUUCCAGUUUGUUUUUAUACAGUUUUAUCUUGUCAACAGCGAGGAUAAUGGUUGUGAUGUUGGGUUUUAUGGACCACACUGUUCUUACAAGUGUAGUGAAGGUUGUCUACAUACAUGUGAUCCUAAUAAUGGCGUCUGUGAAGGCGGUUGUAAAAAUGGCUGGGUGGGAUUACAGUGUGAUAGAAAUUGUGUAAAGUUUAGAUAUGGUGCUAAUUGUGUUAGAUCUUGUGGAUCUUGUGCUAAUGAUAAACCGUGUGAUCCUAUAACCGGAGAUUGUCCAAUCGGUGGAUGUGUACCAGGAUGGAUUGGAGAUAAAUGUGAUCAAGUUUGUGAACCGUUUACCUAUGGUGCCAACUGUAACAUGGAAUGUGGUAAAUGUAGGUUGAAGAUGGACUGUAAUAAAAUGUCGGGUGAAUGCAGUGGUGGAUGUGAGCCUGGUUAUAAAGGAAAGACCUGUAGUGAAAGAUGUCCAAAUAAGUCAUAUGGUGUAGAUUGUAUGUUAACCUGUGGACAUUGUCUGGCUAAUACUUCUUGUAACCAUGACACCGGUCAUUGUUUAAAGGGGUGUGCACCAGGGUGGACUGGUACCAAAUGUACACAGAGAUGUCAAGCUGGACAUUAUGGGCGUGGUUGUUUAGGAACAUGUGGUAUUUGUGUCAAGGGAACGUGUGAUCAUGUAACAGGUUAUUGUAACCAAGGAUGUGCCAGAGGAUGGGGUGGUUUCCAAUGUCAAUCAGAAUGUGAACCUGGAUCAUAUGGUAAUAACUGUUCUCAGUCUUGUGGACAUUGUAAAAAACAAACAUCUUGUCAUAGUGUAAAUGGCAUCUGUAGUGGGUGUGAACCCGGGUGGAGAGGUGUCUAUUGUAUGGAAGAAUGUGAAGCUGGUUUUUAUGGAGAGAAUUGUAAGUUUCGUUGUGGACAGUGUAAAGAAGGAACAACUUGUGAUUCUAUGACUGGAUAUUGUCCUGAUGGAUGUCAGCCUGGUUGGUUAGAUAAUACAUGCUCCCAUGCUAAUUUAGAAUCAAGCGAUACAGUUGAUCUGAAACCCAUUCUACCCUUCUUGAUCGUGGCCAUGGUAGUUGUGGUAGCGGCUUUAUCUUGUAUGUCACUAUACUUCUUGGUGAUACGACCCAAACUGCGCAGUAAACCAAACAGACUUCAAACAGCUUCUAGGGCUGAAGAUGACCCUGAAAGAGUUAGAAAUACUUAUGAACAUAUCCAGGGUAGUCAAUGGGAAAUAGCCAGAAGCAACCUUGUCAUAACCAAUCAGCAACUGGGUAAUGGUCAUUUCGGGGAGGUGAAGAAAGGAUUUAUUAAAGAAAGAGGCAGACAGGAACCGGUUGCCAUCAAGUCAUUAAAAGACAACGCCUCAGAAAAGGACAAAACAGAUUUUCUAAACGAGUUGAAUAUCUGGAAGAAAGUGGGUAAACAUCCUAAUGUUGUUUGUCUUGUUGGUGCUUGUCAUAUUCGAGGCGUAAUGUAUGUUGCAAUGGAAUAUGCCAGAUACGGUGACCUUCGAACCUUCCUGAGACGCAGCAGAAAAAACAAAGACCAUCAUACAUAUGCCAAUAUGGCGUCAACACUUCGUCAAACAACACUUUUAAAAUUUGCUCUGGAUACUGUUAGUGGAUUAGCGUAUAUCGCAGAGAAAGGGAUAAUUCACCGUGAUGUGGCAGCUAGAAAUGUUUUAUUAGCUGACCAUUUAACAGCUAAAAUAGCCGACUUCGGUUUGUCUAAAAAUGAUGAUACAUAUGUCAAAACUUCUCGGACGCGUGUGCCAGUUAGAUGGAUGGCUGUCGAAUCAUUGUUUAAUAAUACAUAUACCACUAAAAGCGACGUGUGGGGUUUUGGUAUAUUAUUAUGGGAGAUAUUUACACUAGGUGGUACACCUUACGCCUGUAUAGACACACAACAGUUAUUUAACUUUCUCAAGGAUGGUUAUCGUCUCAAGAAACCUUCACUGUGUGAUCAAAAUCUGUAUGCAAUGAUGUUACAAUGCUGGAAUGAACGACCAGAACGACGACCAACAUUUCCAGAAAUUCAGGGUAGAUUACAACGAAUCAUUGAAGAUAGUCAGGUGUAUAUGAAUAUAAAUACUGAAGAUGAAUCACAAUAUGCUGAGAUUGAUACUGUUAAAGACACUGAGGAUAACAAAGACUGAAUUAUA
Messenger RNA from Patella vulgata (common limpet), 2473 nucleotides. RefSeq names its product angiopoietin-1 receptor. Gene Ontology annotation, cellular component: signaling receptor complex. Gene Ontology annotation, molecular function: transmembrane receptor protein tyrosine kinase activity; ATP binding. The transcript has 17 exons. Gene Ontology annotation, biological process: protein phosphorylation; cell surface receptor protein tyrosine kinase signaling pathway; positive regulation of kinase activity. Lineage: Eukaryota; Metazoa; Mollusca; Gastropoda; Patellidae. Bases 287 to 2467 code for a protein of 726 amino acids. The record is from RefSeq and is a predicted model, not a curated record.